UUGGCUAAAACAAAGCCAGCCAGCCCCAUCCAUAACCAUGGAGUAAAAGGGGAAAGGCUUACGAUUUUCAUUGCAUAGCAGUCUGAAACUCAAAAUCUCACGCACCCAGAAAGAAAGGAACUUUGAUUCACACGGUAAUCAAGGAUUCAAGAACUAAUAUAGUUAAUAACAAGCAUUUGGAAGUUUUAGAUUGUCUUGAGUUAAAAGUUCGAGUCUUGGAAUUUUGCUUAUCGUCGAUCAAAUGGAGGCUGAAAGAGUUAAUGUUUUGUGUUAGGUUGAAUUCUCCAAGUACAUCCGUAAUUACUUUUGAAGUAUUGGGUCAUCAACUACACUUCUCUCAGGAUCCUAAUUCCAAACAUUUAGGAACAACAGUUUGGGACACAUCAAUGGUGUUUGCCAAAUUUCUGGAGAAGAAUUGCAGAAAGGGAAGGUUUUGCCCGUCUAAACUUAAAGGAAAGCGCGUUAUUGAACUUGGAGCAGGUUGUGGAGUAGCGGGGUUUGGAAUGGCAUUGCUGGGAUGUGAUGUAGUUUCUACAGACCAAAUCGAGGUUGUGCCAUUGUUGAGGAGAAAUGUAGAACGCAAUACUUCAAGGAUAUUGCAGAUGAAUUCUUGUUCAGAUUCAUUUGGAUCAAUUAAGGUCGCGGAGUUGGACUGGGGAAAUGAAGAUCAUAUAAAAGCUGUUGGUCCACCAUUUGACUACGUUAUUGGUACAGAUGUUGUUUACGCGGAGCAUCUCGUGGGACCUUUAUUGCAGACAAUAAUCGCAUUAUCAGGCCCCAAAACCACAAUUAUGUUGGGUCAUGAGAUCCGUUCUACUAGUGUCCAUGAGCAGAUGCUUCUGACCUGGAAAAAUUUCUUUGAAGUGAAGAUUGUCUCAAAAGCCAAGAUGGACAGUAAGUACCAACAUCCGAGUAUUCAACUCUUCAUUAUGGGACUAAAGCCCCCACCUGUUACGGCAGACAGUGCUGUUAGCACAGAGAAGCAGGAGAAAACGGAUUGGGGAAUUGACGACCAAGUUAACGAGACUGAAAGUAGUUCUUCGGUUGAUGAUCUCUUGGUGACAAGACUCCCUGAUGGGAAGCUUAAUGAAUGGCACGCAAGAAGAUACGGCUCGAUGGCUGCUCGACUUCUACGAGACAUAAAGUUAACUUAAAAUUUUCCGGUUUUGUUGUGUUAAAUUUUUCUCAACUGUUAUAUUCCUAAUGCCGGACAGUUUAUCAUUAUUUUGAAUACAAGUUUGUUUCUUGAAA
Messenger RNA from Gossypium raimondii (Peruvian cotton), 1251 nucleotides. RefSeq lists its product as uncharacterized. The transcript is spliced from 9 exons. Bases 261 to 1154 code for a protein of 297 amino acids. The record is from RefSeq and is a predicted model, not a curated record. NCBI's taxonomy places the organism in Eukaryota, Viridiplantae, Streptophyta, Magnoliopsida, Malvales, Malvaceae.